AUGGGCAAGAAGUUCAGUGGGCUGGAGAUCACUCUGAUUGUCCUCUUCACCGUGGUGACUAUCAUCGCCUGUGUCCUCAUUGGGCUGCUGGCCACGGGGCAAUCCGGAGUCCAAUCUUCAGACACAGACUUUCACCCACGAUGUCAGAAUACACCAGUAGCAGAGAGAAUUGACUGCAUCCCGGAUCAACUAGCAACACAGAGCACCUGCUCCCUCCGUGGCUGCUGCUGGAACCCCCAGAGCGACGCCAGCGUGCCCUGGUGCUUCUUCUCCCCCAGCCACGGCUACCAAGUGCAGGGCUCCCAGAGGUCCACGAAGGCAGGGUUUGAGGCCACCUUGGAGAGGCUGCCGUCCCCUUCCCUCUUCGGGAGUGACAUCCAGACCGUGCUGCUGACGGCGGAGUAUCAGACAAACAACCGCUUCCGAUUCAAGAUCACUGACCCUAACGCUCAAAGGUUCGAGGUCCCUCACGAGCACGUGAAGCCGUUCACGGGAUCCGCGGCCUCCAGCCCCAAAUACAAGGUGGAGCUGAAGCAGAACCCCUUCGGCCUCGUGGUGACCAGAGCCAGCAAUGGCAGAGUGCUGUUUAACACGACCAUUGGCCCCCUGCAGUACGCUGACCAGUUCCUGCAGCUCUCCAUCAAACUGCCCAGCAGCAACAUCUACGGCGUGGGGGAGCACGUGCACAAGCAGUACAGGCACGAUGUCAACUGGAAAACCUGGCCUAUUUUCGGCAGGGACACUCCCCCCUCUGCAGCAAUGGAUAACUUAUAUGGAGCUCACACUUUCUUCCUGUGUCUGGAAGACAACACUGGAGCCUCCUUUGGUGUUUUCCUGAUGAACAGCAAUGCCAUGGAGUUUGUGGUGCAGCCUGCUCCAGCAGUGACCUACAGAACCAUUGGAGGCAUCCUGGAUUUCUACAUCUUCCUGGGGAACACUCCAGAGCAAGUAGUCCAGGAGUACCUGCAGCUUGUGGGACUGCCAGCACUCCCUGCCUACUGGAACCUGGGAUUCCAGCUCUGCCGCUAUGGAUACACCUCCCUGGAUGAGGUGAAGGAAGUCGUGGAGAGGAACAGAGAUGUUGGCCUGCCCCAUGAUAUCCAAGUCAUUGAUAUUGAUUAUAUGGAGAACAGGAAAGAUUUUACUUAUGACAAAGUGAAAUUCAAAGACCUCCCUCAAUUUGCAGCUUAUUUGCAUGACCAUGGACAAAAAUAUAUCAUCAUAUUGGAUCCUGCUAUUAGCACCCAAAAGCUGGCUGAUCAAAGUCCCUAUGGAAGCUACGUCAGGGGGAUGGAGAGAAAUGUCUGGGUUAAUGGGUCAGAUGGAACAGCGUUGGUUGGGGAGGUGUGGCCAGGGGAAACUGUGUUCCCAGACUACACCAGCCCUGAGGCCACGAACUGGUGGGUGAACGAGUGCAAACUGUUCUAUGACAUAGUGCCCUAUGAUGGAAUAUGGAUUGAUAUGAAUGAAGUGUGCAACUUUGUUCAAGGCUCAAAAAAAGGUUGUGCAGAAAAUAAGUUAAACUACCCUCCUUACACUCCCAGGAUUCUCGACCAAGUCAUGUACUCCAAGACACUUUGCCUGGAUGCAGUGCAGAGCUGGGGCAAGCAAUAUGAUGUCCACAAUCUCUAUGGAUAUUCCAUGACCCUAUCCACUAGGAAAGCCAUCGAGACGGUGUUUCCAGGAAAGAGAAGCUUCCUGAUCUCAAGGUCCACUUUUGCAGGAUCAGGAAAGCACGGGGGACACUGGCUGGGGGACAAUGCAGCCACGUGGGACCAGCUGAGAUGGUCAAUCCCUGGAAUGCUGGAGUUUAACCUCUUUGGAAUUCCUUAUGUUGGAGCAGAUAUUUGUGGUUUCAGUGAAGACACCACAGAAGAACUUUGCAGACGAUGGAUGCAACUGGGAGCAUUUUACCCAUUUUCCAGGAACCACAAUGCUGAAUUUGUCAUACAUCAAGAUCCAGCUGCGUUUGGUCCCAACUCCUUGCUGGUGAACAGCUCCAAGCAUUACCUGAACAUUCGCUACACUUUGCUGCCCUACCUGUACACGCUGCACUACAAAGCUCACACCCAAGGAGACACGGUCGUGAGGCCACUGCUCCACGAGUUCUACUCUGAUGAAAUAACAUGGGACAUCGACAGGCAGUUCAUGUGGGGCCCUGGGCUGCUGAUCUCCCCUGCUCUUGAGCCGGGUGUGGAGUCCACUCGUGUGUACUUUCCUGAUGCAGAGUGGUACGAGUAUGACACGGGUGAACCAAUGCAACUGAAGAAAGUAUGGCACAAUAUACCAACCCCAGGAGACAAAAUGGGGCUGCACCUGAGAGGAGGAUACAUUUUCCCUACUCAGAAACCAAGCAUCACCACAGUGGCAAGCCGCAAGAAUCCAAUGGGACUCAUAAUUGCCCUGGAUAUCAACAAUGAAGCUUCUGGGGAUUUGUUCUGGGAUGAUGGAGAAUCUACAGGUACAAUUGAAAAGAAAGCCUACAUUUACUAUGAAUUUAAAGUUUCCAACAAUGUUCUACAAAUGACUGCUAAACACAGCAAUUACGCUGAUCCAAACAAACUGAAAUUUGAGGAAAUCAAGAUAUUGGGAUUGUCCAAGGAAAUAGAAUCAGUUUCUGUGACUCAGAACAACAUUGUGCAAAAUUAUAAACGUAAUAUCACCUAUAAUCCUGCAACAAAGGUUGCUGUUAUAAAAGGACUUCGGCUUGACCUGGGAAAAUCUUACAAAAUCAAGUGGGUUCUAAAUACGAAUAUCAAUAUCAAUAUCAAUGAAAGAUUUAAUUGUCAUCCCGGCCCUGAUGCGACAAAAGAAAAAUGUCAACAACUUGGCUGUUCCUGGGAAGAGACAGCAAAUCCAGAUGUUCCUCCCUGCUACUACAGCUCCAGCAAUCCUUACCUCAUAAAGAACGUCGAUUAUUCCUCCACUGGGAUUGUAGCCACCCUCAGCUUGGACGACUUCAAGGUCAGAGCUAACGAUGCUUACACUACCCCAAUCAGCAGCCUGCGCCUGGAGGUGAAAUAUCAUCUCAACAACAUGCUGCAGUUUAAGAUCUAUGAUUAUCAAAACCCACGAUACGAGGUCCCCGUGCCCCUGAACCUCCCCAGCUCCCCCAAGAGCUCGAGCAACGACCGGCUCUACGACGUCUCGCUCCAGAUCAAACCCUUCGGGAUCCAAAUCCGCCGCAGAAGCACGGGGACAGUCAUCUGGAAUUCAGGCCUGCCCACCUUCACCUUCAGUGACAUGUUCAUUCAGAUUUCCACCCGCUUGGCAUCCCAGUACAUCUACGGGUUCGGAGAAGCGGAGCAACCCACGUUCCGGCACAACACAAGCUGGAACACCUGGGGAAUGUUCACCAGGGACCAGCCUCCAACUUACAAGAUGAAUUCCUAUGGUGUUCACCCAUUUUAUAUGGCUCUCGAAGAAGAUGGCAAUGCCCACGGAGUUUUAUUGCUUAACAGCAAUGCAAUGGAUGUGACUUUCCAGCCCACCCCUGCCCUGACCUACCGCACCAUCGGAGGAGUCCUCGACUUCUACAUGGUUUUGGGCCCGACUCCCGAACUCGUGGUUCAGGAAUACACCGAACUGAUUGGGCGCCCAGUCAUGCCACCCUACUGGUCCUUGGGAUUCCAGCUGUGCCGCUACGGCUACGGCAACGACUCGGAGGUCACCAAGGUCGUGGAGGAAAUGAAGGCGGCUCAGAUUCCCCACGAUGUCCAAUAUGUAGAUAUUGACUACAUGGACAGGAACCUGGACUUCACCCUUUCCCCACGUUAUGCUGGAUUACCAGCUCUGAUCAACAAAAUCAAAGCAGAUGGAAUGAGAUUUAUCAUUAUACUGGAUCCAGCCAUUUCUGGGAAUGAAACCAAUUAUCCUGCCUUCACCAGAGGUGUGGCCAAAAAUGUCUUCGUACAGUGGCCUGAUACCAAAGAAAUUUUAUAUUCCAAGGUCUGGUCGUUUCUUCCCAAUGUCCAAAUCAACGAGUCACUGUCUCAUGAAGAACUAGUAGAGAAGUUUGUAUCACACUGUGCUUUCCCAGACUUCUUCCGCAAUUCCACGGUGGAGUGGUAUAAGAGGGAAAUCCUGGAGGUCUACAACAAUCCCGACCCCUCAAAAAGCCUCAAGUUUGAUGGCCUGUGGAUUGACAUGAAUGAACCAGCAGCUUUUAUGAAUGGUGCCAUGGGUGGCUGUAAGAACAACCUCCUAAAUUAUCCCCCCUACAUGCCUCAUUUGGGAUCUAGGUCAACAGGAUUAAUAUACAAAACUCCGUGCAUGGAAGGUCUACACUACCUCCCAGAUGGGACCGCAGCCAGACACUUCGAUGUCCACAGCCUUUAUGGAUGGUCCCAAUCCAGACCCAGCCUGGAGGCUUUGCAAGGCGCCACCAAGGAGCGCGGGAUCAUCAUCAGCCGCUCCACGUACCCCAGCAGCGGGAGAUGGGUGGGGCACUGGCUGGGGGACAACACGGCAGCCUGGGACCAGCUGCACAAAUCCAUUAUUGGCAUGAUGGAGUUCAGUCUCUUUGGAAUAUCUUAUACAGGAGCUGAUAUCUGUGGCUUCUUCAAAGACGCGCAGUAUGAGAUGUGUAUCCGCUGGAUGCAGCUGGGUGCAUUUUACCCAUAUUCGAGGAAUCACAACGAGAAAGGAACACGGAGGCAAGAUCCUGCUUCCUGGGAUGACAAAUUUAAAGAGAUGUCCAGGGACGUGCUGAACAUAAGAUACACCCUGUUACCUUAUCUCUACACCUUGCUGUACGACGCCCACGCCCACGGCAGCACUGUGAUCCGCCCCGUUCUCCACGAGUUUGUGGGAGACAAGACCACGUGGGAUAUCGACAAGCAGUUCCUCUGGGGUCCUGCCCUGCUCAUCAGCCCUGUGCUGCAAGAGAAUGAUCGGAGUGUGAUCGCUUAUUUCCCCGAUGCCCGCUGGUAUGAUUACCACACAGACUUAGAUACUGGCUUUAGGAAAAAAUUCCAAAAUUUAUCAGCACCUUUGGAGCACAUCAACCUGCACAUCCGAGGUGGAUACAUCCUGCCCUGGCAAAGACCUGCUAGGACAACUGCUUUCAGCCGGAAAAACCCGAUGGGACUGACGGUGGCCCUGGAUGAUAAUCUGCUUGCAGGAGGACAACUGUAUUGGGAUGAUGGUGUUCGCAUCAAUGCAUAUGAAGAUGGUGUUUACCUGCUGACAUCAUUUACUGCUAAGCAGAAUGUUCUGGAGAUCACCGUCACACAUCAGAAUUACACGGACCCAAACAACCUGAUGUUCACUGACAUCAAAGUCCUGGGGGUGCCCAGCAAUGUCACUCAGGUGACAGUGGCACACAACGGGGUGGCAACCCCAUCAAACCACAAACUGAUCUAUAAAAACAAGCUCCUGCAAAUCACCAAUCUCCAGCUGAAACUGGGCCAGAACUACACCCUGCAAUGGAGCUAGGAAGGAAAAGGAAAUCGGCCACGCCUCUGCAUUUUCUUCUACUUUUAAAACCAUUUUUCAAUUUUCCAAGUGCUUUUUUGUCACCUUGGGAUGCUUUUUCCCUCACCAACACAGCAGCACAGUCAGUUCACAGGCAGGUAUUUUGUGUACAAAGCCACGAGCCAGCAGUGCCACUUCAGGAUAAAAUUCAUCUUUCAAAGUGAGAUCUGAAGGGAAAAACUCUGUUUUUUCAGAGUAGACUUCUUCUCUGACUUCAUA
Messenger RNA from Vidua chalybeata, 5694 nucleotides. It is a transcript of the gene SI, whose product is annotated as sucrase-isomaltase. Gene Ontology annotation, biological process: carbohydrate metabolic process. The transcript is spliced from 47 exons. The record is from RefSeq and is a predicted model, not a curated record. Gene Ontology annotation, molecular function: alpha-1,4-glucosidase activity; carbohydrate binding. Lineage: Eukaryota; Metazoa; Chordata; Aves; Passeriformes; Viduidae. Bases 1 to 5436 code for a protein of 1811 amino acids.